AUGGCGGCGCUCGGCCGGCCGUUUAGCGGCCUUCCCCUGAGCGGUGGCUCGGACUUCCUGCAGCCGCCGCCGGCCUUCGCCGGUCGGGCCUUCCCGCCGGGGACGGAGGGCGCCGAGCUGGCCCCGCGGCCGGGACUUCGCGCCACCCCGAGCAGCUCCGGCGGGAGCGCGGCGCGCGGACGUAUUUCAACUCACUGUAGAAAGAAACACAAGCGAGAGGAGGAGGAGGAGGAGGAUGAUUGUCCAGUAAGAAAGAAAAGGCUAACUGAAGCAGGGCUCUGUGCUGGUCCUAAUGACUGGAUUCUUUGUGCACAUCAGGAUAUAGAGGGUCAUGGAGUAAAUCCGUGCACUAGUGGCCUUUCUGCACCUGGCAUGUUAGAUGUUAUUUGUGAAGAGAUGGAUCAGACAACGGGGGAACCACAGUGUGAAGUUGUCCGAAGGAGGCUUCAGGAAAUUGAGGACAGAAUAAUUGACGAAGAUGAAGAAGUUGAAGCUGACAGAAAUAUUAACCGUCUCCCCAGCCUUGUCCUUUCUGAUACCAUGAAAACAGGUUUGAAGAGGGAAUUUGAUGAAAUAUUUACAAAAAAAAUGAUUGAGUCCAUGAGCCGUCCUUCCAUGGAGCUUGUGCUCUGGAAACCUCUCCCUGAACUCCUUUCUGAUAAGCCAAAGCCGUCAUCUAAUGCUAAAAACUACACAGGAGAGAGCCAAACUAAGCAUGCAGCUGCUGGCACUGCCUUUCCUCAAAGAACUGAACUGUUCUUGGAACCUCGGCCAACAGGGUUGCCUGUUUACAAUAGUUUGGAGACAGCUGCUUGCACAGAAGAGGAGAUGGAACUCUAGAAACCAGUUUCUACACUAAAGUUGUCACGUUGCAGAGGCUUAUGUGUUCAGUCAUGAGCCUGCUUGUACAAUAUAGGGAUUUCAAAGUUUGGAAACGGGUGUAAUAUCUCCACCUGUGAUUUGGGGUGGGACUCUGAUUUUGGGUAGCCAUUUCUUCAACUUCUUGCCAAGGAAACUUGUCUCAAGGGAAAAGCAGUUUUCUAGGGGGCUUAUUAAAGGAAUGUGAGAGUACAUUCUGCAGAGUCAAGUGUAGAAGCCGUAUGUGACUUUUAAGUCAUCUGUCACAUUGUCUAAGUCAUUCAGAUACUUGGAGAAUAUUCAGACACUUGAGUUGAAAAAGAUGCAUUUAAAAAAAAAAAGAGUGCUCUCCCUGCUACAACUGUGCCCUGACAGUUGAGCCACAACUUCAGAUAAAUGAGCUCUGUUUAUAAUGGUGACUAGAUAUUACUGGGGAGGAGGAAGGUGACAGUAGCUUAGGCCUAUUGCUGGGGAAUUUAAGAGGCUCUGAAACUUGUGUAUUAGUUGUCAGUUCAGUGUAGCUUUAUUGAUUAAAUAGCCAGUAGCCAGUAGUGCUGUGGCUCCCCUCCUCGCCUGUGGCAGUGCAGUGGGAAACAAAACAAAAUGUUUUCUUCCGAGGCUUUUUACCCUGUGCUGCUGUGGCUCCUCAGUUUCCCCCGCAUAAUCAGUAAACCCAGCUCUUCAGCGAUGUUUACAGCCUAAUUAACUUUGAUAGUUUAGAAGAUUGCGAGGUAACCAGUGUGUGAACUGGCUCUGGGAGAAGCAUCCUUAGAUAAUCCUGAGGAAGUGCCGUAUCAGCUCAGCCCAGCAUAUUAUUUCAGUAGUUAUAGAAAUGUGCCUGUAGAAGCAAGUUGUUUUUUGGGUUUUUUUAAUGUUAAUUUAGGAAACGUUGACUGAAUAAUUAACUGAGCACAUGCAAGUGACAUUGAGAUUUACUGAAAUAGCCAGUUUGCCUGGUGCUUCAACUCUUUGUGCAGUAAGCCUAGAAGUUAACUAGAGAAUAGCUUCCUGCCUGCCAGAAAUCAUCCGGAGGACCCUACCCAGGCUCAAGGUGUCCUCUUGAGAGUAACCAGGAUUGAAGUAUUUUUUUUCUCAGGAACAGCUCUUCUGCGUUGGCAAGGACUCAGUAGUACAAAGUAAAGUGACCGUCCCUUUAGUGCUACAGAAUACCCACUAUAACUUAUUAAAUGAGUGUAAUACUGGCCCUUUUUAUCAGACAGCAGACCACCCCAGUUCUUUUUGUUUUCUGGGUUUCUUUUCUUUAGUAGGAAUCACAUACCUUGUAUAGAAAAAAUGGUUUAUGCCAAGUAGAGGUGACUUUAGGAGGCAGCUCCCAGGCAAUUUUGAAACCCAUGCCGAAGUCCCUCCCCUUGUUACAGAUGGCGUAGAAGUCACAAGUCUGUUAACUGGACUGUUUCUUCUGCCUGUAGUUCCUGCUUUUUCUAUUUCUGUCUGGAUAGUCAGGAAGAGAUAUAAUGUUUAAUAUUUAAACAAAAUAUUUAAUGUCUACACAGUAAAAUUAUUCAGACUUCAAACCAGUAUUGAAACCAGUUGGAAACCAGCUACUAGUUUCUUAAUCUCAGAUACAGAGAUGAAUGUAAACUGUGUUCUGUUGAAACGUGCACGUGUUUGAUUCACGCCAUGUCAGCUGCCUCUAGGUCAUUGUUUAAUGGGACCAACUUGUAACAUUUGUAGCCUUGAAGUCUCCAGAUAAAAAGUUAGUUCUGCUACAGCUCAUAAAGAGGAAGUGACUGCCUGGAAUUUGGAGUUAGUCCCAGUGUUGAGGUGAAGAAGAGAUGACAGUUUUCCAAAGGACACACACACACUGUCCUCUGUAGGGGGGUUGGACAGGCCUGGGGUCCAGGUCUGUACAGUGAACAGUAGGAAAGAGCUCUCUGAACAAGGCUCUGAUACCAAGGCUUUACGUAGGAGAGAACUAGCAGGAUUCUAUUAAUUGAGAUCCAGGCAGAACUUGUUUCAGGAGUUACUUUAUCUGACACGAUCAUCAUUUCUGCGGGAAACAUGGAUGUUCAGUGCACCUUUUUAAACCCGCAUUCGUUUGUACAAAAAUUUUCUUCAUCCUUGUGGUGCUUACUCAUCUGAGCCGUCUCCACAGGCCCCAUGGCUUGCUUUGUUUCCCUUUUUGUAGGGUAAGGCUUUUGUUUUUGCCUUAAGGUUUCCCUCGGGAAUUAACAGGUCUUUUAAUUUUGUAAAACUUUUACAGCAUGGAUCAAACAUUGGCUUACUGUGCUAAUGUGUGAUGAGAAAAGGUUAUCUAAAGCAGGUGAGCUUUAAUGAACAAAUGUAUAUUUCCUCUGAGUUUGAUUAGGGUGUGUGUGGUUUUGUUUUUAAUUAAUAUGAAGAAAGUAAGUCCAGUUCUCACAGAUAUUAAUCAAAAAUUGCUACUCAUUCUUGAAAAGGUGCAAAUGUCCAAUUAAAAAAAAAAAAGGGUGGUAGCUCUAACCAUGAGAAGAAUGUUUACCAGCAGGUUCAUUGAUUAUUUUGGAUCUGGAACUUGGCUUUGUUUUUUAAAUAAUGAUAAGAAUGGUGGAAUACUAGGAAAGUUCUGGAAGAUGCUGUCAGUUUUACUUUAAAAUGAGA
This is a messenger RNA of Budorcas taxicolor (takin), 3459 nucleotides long. It is a transcript of the gene CCDC117, whose product is annotated as coiled-coil domain containing 117. The coding region runs from base 1 to 840 and encodes 279 amino acids. The transcript is spliced from 5 exons. The record is from RefSeq and is a predicted model, not a curated record. NCBI's taxonomy places the organism in Eukaryota, Metazoa, Chordata, Mammalia, Artiodactyla, Bovidae.